This is a messenger RNA of Trypanosoma cruzi, 1026 nucleotides long. Its product is annotated as DNA photolyase, putative. The annotation marks the transcript as partial. The transcript has a single exon. The record is from RefSeq and is a predicted model, not a curated record. NCBI's taxonomy places the organism in Eukaryota, Euglenozoa, Kinetoplastea, Trypanosomatida, Trypanosomatidae. Gene Ontology annotation, biological process: photoreactive repair. Gene Ontology annotation, molecular function: FAD binding; DNA binding.
GUGAAAAUGUACUCGCAACGCCUCUCGCGGGUAUCGCCGUACCUCUCGAAUGGGUCCCUUUCACCGCGACGGUUCUACGAGAUGCUGCGGCGUUAUGCCACCGAGAAUCUGCGGGAUAAUUUUGUGCAAAUGCAAUACCGUGAGGCACUCCUCCGGUUGAGUCGACGUGAUUAUUGGCACUGGAUGGGCUUGCGUUACGGGACACUGCUCUUUUUCCCGUAUGGCCCACGACCCGAACAAACCGACAACAUCCCCGACUGGCGUCAUGAUGAAAAAAUUGUGCAGAAGUGGUGUGCAGGACUCACUGGCGUGCCUUUUGCGGAUGCGGCAAUGCGGGAACUGUUGACGACUGGUUUUGUUGCCCACGAGGGACGACAGGCGUUGGCCUGGUUGUUGACACGCGGCUAUGGACAAGACUGGCGCCUUGGGGCGGAGUGGUUGGAACGCUGCUCGCUCGACUACGAUCCGUUUCUCUGUUACGGCAAUUUUGCAUACUUCAGUGAACUUAUCUUGGAUGACUUUGGUGAACCAGUGCGCAGUGUUCAUUGGCUUGCCCACCACCAUGACCAGACAGGCAUCUACGUUAAGAAAUGGCUCCCGCUGCUAAGUAAGAUCCCGCCUGUGUACAUUCACAGGCCGCAUGUGCUUACGCCGAGGAUGCAGGCCAUGCACGGUGUGAGACUGGGUAAAACCUACCCGUAUCCGCUGAAGUUGUGGGAUGGGGCGCAGUACAUGUUAGGCAGUGACGAGCUCACGACGUACUUUGACGACUCAAGUGCAUGGCAUCGGAAGACGAAGAGUGGCGCAGGAGGCCCAGGCCAUGCGGAGGCUCUACGCCACGGAAAGGCGAUCAUGAAGGUCAGAGAAUGGAACGCCGCCAUCUUGCCAGAGGAGGUUGCCCAACGUCCAUGGGCGCAUCACCUUCCCGCAUCUGCCUUUGAGAGUAGUGAAGACGAGGUGGAAACGCUUCAAAUGAGGCAGCGGAACCAAAAUCAGCCAACACGACAUGGGCAGCUUUCUCUCUGA